GCUCUGCAUAUAAAUGGUGAUCAAUAACAAUUUCAACCCAAACCCUUCUUUCUUUUCACCUGCUAACUAUGGCUUUCACUUAGCGUAGUACGUCUUCUCCUUUCUCUCUGUUUUCAUUUAUAUAUGAGAACCCUUGUUGUUGAUGAUGAUGUUGUUGUGCUUCAUCAUGGUUAUGGUUUAAGUUUAUAGAUGAAUUAAUAGAAUGGGAUAUGGAGAGCUCACAAUACGAAGCUAUGAUGGUCAAAUCGAUCGAGCAGGGGUGGAAGAUCUCGAGAGAAGGUGUGAGGUAGGCCCAACUGAAAGAGUUUUUCUCUUUACAGACACUUUGGGUGACCCCAUUUGCAGAAUCAGAAAUAGUCCGAUAUACAAGAUGCUGGUAGCCGAGUUGGACGAUGAGUUAGUUGGAGUAAUUCAAGGCUCUAUAAAGCGUGUAACUGGGCUCCAUAAACCUCCUGAUAAUCUUGCCAAGGUGGGCUACGUCUUGGGUUUAAGGGUUGCACCAGUUCAUCGACGAAAGGGAAUUGGGUUGAGCCUCGUUCGAAAAUUAGAAGAAUGGUUCGUUGCAUAUGAUGUUGAUUAUGCGUACAUGGCUACUGAGAAAGACAACGAAGCUUCCGUUAAACUCUUCACCAAAAAGCUCGGUUAUGUCAAGUUCAGAACUCCAGCUAUUCUCGUACAUCCAGUUAACAAUCGCGUCUUCCAUAUAUCAUCAAAUAUUGAAAUAGCAAAGCUGAAGAUUGAAGAAGCUGAGAAUCUCUACAAAAAAUUCAUGGCUUCAACAGAAUUCUUCCCAUAUGACAUAGGCAAUAUAUUAAGAAAUAAACUAAGUUUGGGGACAUGGGUGGCGUAUCCUAGAGGUGAAUCAAGGGGAGAAUUUGGGUCGAAUGGGCAAGUUCCAAAUAGUUGGGCAAUGCUUAGUGUGUGGAAUAGUGGAGAACUUUUCAAGCUAAGGUUGGGGAAGGCACCCUUAUCAUGUUUAAUAUACACAAAGAGCUCAAAAUUGAUUGAUAAAUUUUUUCCAUGCUUUAAAUUGCCAGCAAUACCAGAUUUUUACCACCCGUUUGGGUUCUAUUUUAUGUAUGGAGUGCACCAUGAAGGACCAUUAUCAGGGAAGCUGGUUCGAAGCUUGUGCCAAUUUGUGCACAACAUGGCCACAAAGUCUAAGGAUUGUAAGGUUAUUGUAACAGAAGUUGGAGGUAACGACAGCCUGAGAGUUCACAUCCCGCAUUGGAAAUUACUCUCAUGUCCAGAAGAUUUGUGGUGCAUAAAGGCCUUGAAAAAUGAAAAGAAGAACACCCUUCACGAAUUGACAAAACUCCCACCAACAAUAGCUCUUUUUGUAGACCCAAGAGAGGUAUGAACAAUAAAUUUCCCGACUCUUUUGCCUGCUUGAUCCAAACCCCACCUCAUGUAUUGAUUGAUAAGUCCAUGUAUCUCUCCUGGUGGGGGCUUUUCUCUUGUUCCUUUCACAUCGAAGACAUAAAAUCUCCAAAGAUUUCCUUAAUUAGGAGCCACCCUCCAUUUCCUUGUUCUCUAUUCAAUUUUGUGCCUCACGAUUCAGACUAAUCAAACAGGUCUAGUGGUCCAUUUUUGUUCUUUCUCCACUGGUAACAAAAUUCACUGGACGCUCUCAUCAAUUGUGAUCACUACCUAACUUGCUAAUGUAAAACAUUGAGAUUUUUACUCAACUGAAAUGAAAUCUAUCAAUGUAUACAAAGUGGGUCUCUCUACACACCUUCGAAUUUGAUCAGCCAAUUUUUUUCAUGCAUGUUUUUAGUAAGACAUUAGUACAUUAAUAUUUCGGCGCAUUUGUUUCAUUGUUAUUUUAAAGCUUUGUCUAGUUGGGAAGAUGUCAACCUCGCCGACCUCGCUCCAUUUUUCAUCACCUCAUCUAGCUACUUUAAUUUGUUCUUGUUCAUGCGGAUAAAACAAAGUUGGUUAGUGUUUCAACUCACUAGUCACACUCGUUACUAUG
Pistacia vera is the source of this 1975-nucleotide messenger RNA. RefSeq names its product probable N-acetyltransferase HLS1. Gene Ontology annotation, molecular function: acyltransferase activity, transferring groups other than amino-acyl groups. Lineage: Eukaryota; Viridiplantae; Streptophyta; Magnoliopsida; Sapindales; Anacardiaceae. The record is from RefSeq and is a predicted model, not a curated record. Bases 203 to 1360 code for a protein of 385 amino acids. The transcript has 2 exons.